This is a messenger RNA of Seriola dumerili (greater amberjack), 1004 nucleotides long. RefSeq names its product RNA polymerase II subunit F (gene polr2f). The transcript is spliced from 5 exons. The coding region runs from base 119 to 502 and encodes 127 amino acids. NCBI's taxonomy places the organism in Eukaryota, Metazoa, Chordata, Actinopteri, Carangiformes, Carangidae. Gene Ontology annotation, cellular component: RNA polymerase II, core complex; RNA polymerase III complex; RNA polymerase I complex. The record is from RefSeq and is a predicted model, not a curated record. Gene Ontology annotation, molecular function: DNA-directed RNA polymerase activity; DNA binding. Gene Ontology annotation, biological process: DNA-templated transcription.
GGCCGGAAGUCGGAAGGCCAUCGCGCUCAUGUGGGUUCAUGUUGACAACAAAAAGUGUGUUAGAACAUUUUCACUAGUAAUAAUUCACAGAGGGCAGAUAGGGGCUUCAAAAUAAAACAUGUCCGACAACGAAGACAACUUCGAUGAUGGAGAUUUUGAUGAUGCCGAGGAGGACGAGGGAUUAGAUGACCUUGAAAACGUGGAAGAUGAAGAUCAGGAGAACGUGCAGAUCCUGCCGGCGGGAGAGGGUCAGCAGGCAAAUCAGAAGAGGAUCACAACACCAUACAUGACCAAAUACGAGAGGGCCAGAGUGCUGGGGACACGAGCUCUGCAGAUAGCGAUGUGCGCUCCGGUCAUGGUGGAGCUGGAGGGAGAAACAGACCCCUUGCAAAUAGCUAUGAAAGAGCUCAAGAGCAGAAAGAUCCCCAUCAUCAUCCGCAGGUACCUUCCUGACGGCAGUUAUGAGGACUGGGGUUGUGACGAGCUCAUCAUAACUGAUUAAACAAAUGAUCCAGUCUGCACUGACACAACAGUCUGUGCUGUUUCACACUCUCCGUCGUACCAGGUCAGUCAGCUGCACAAACCCGGGGGAGUCCUUAGACUGACGGCGUCAUCACCCACCUGCUCCUACCUUCACCUGAAACACAAAAUGGUCAGGUGACUGUGAGAGCUGGUGAAAUAUGAACACAUGAAAUGUUCCAAACAGACACUCAGAGAACCGUGAAAAUCUUUUAUGUUGAUGAUCCUUCGUCUGAAUAACCGUGAAUUUAACUAAAGUGAAAUUCAGACUUAUUAUCCACCGUACUUCCUAUUUUAACAGCUGCAUUAUAACAAACAACCACAAGGGGGAAAUGUAUCUUAAGGCAAACAUUUACUCAAUUUUUUUUUUUUUACAAAAUAAUCCUGUGUUGUAAUUAUUCCAUCUAUUGUUUUGAAGGACAGAGGUGAUUAAUGUAAAAUAACUGUUUUAUAGUUUAGAAUAAACUCUUUUGUAUGAACAAGCA